AUGGCUUUGAUCGGAGAGGCUCUUAUCUCUGCUUCCGUCCAGGUGUUGUGCAACAGAAUUACUUCACCCGAGUUCGUUGACUUAUUUCGGCACAAGAAACUCAAUGAGCCACUCCUCAUGAAGCUGAAGACGACACUGUUGACCUUAUAUGCAGUUCUCGAUGACGCAGAGGAGAAGCAAAUUAAGAAACCUGCUGUGAGGAAUUGGCUCGACGAGCUCAAACAUGCUGUCUUUGAUGCAGAGGACUUACUGGAUGAGAUCGACACGGAAGCUUUACGAUGCAAGUUCGAAGGUGAAGAUCAAACUGGAAAAUUUACCAAUAAGGUGCGGAACUUGCUCUUUUCUUCUCGUAAUCAUUUUUAUAAGAGCAUGAAUGAUAAGAUACAAGAGUUACUAGCAAGGUUAGAAAACUUUGUACAACUGAAAAGUGCUCUUGGUCUGGGAGAAGUUGCUGGGAGGAAGGGAUGA
Prunus avium (sweet cherry) is the source of this 468-nucleotide messenger RNA. NCBI's taxonomy places the organism in Eukaryota, Viridiplantae, Streptophyta, Magnoliopsida, Rosales, Rosaceae. The record is from RefSeq and is a predicted model, not a curated record.